Clavispora lusitaniae ATCC 42720 is the source of this 510-nucleotide messenger RNA. RefSeq lists its product as uncharacterized. The record is from RefSeq and is a predicted model, not a curated record. Gene Ontology annotation, cellular component: cytoplasm. Lineage: Eukaryota; Fungi; Ascomycota; Pichiomycetes; Serinales; Metschnikowiaceae. Gene Ontology annotation, molecular function: protein binding; zinc ion binding.
AUGAAGAUCACCUUUAGAUUGUCUACAGAAACGUCCUUUUCCGUGACGGUGCCCGACAACUCUGGUGUCGAGGACUUGAGAAACUCCGUCAAAGUCGGAUGUCCUCCCGGCGUCAAGUUACCCGCUGACUACAAGUUGAUUUACAAUGGCCAGAAGCUCACGCCCUUGUACAAGCCUCUCGAAGAGUUUGGAAUGGCAGCCACUGGCAACUAUACAGUCAUUCUCAUGAGCGACGCCUCUGAUACCCCUGUGGCCUCUCCGCGGUUGGCGCCGACCACCGUGAGUGCCCCCAAGAAGAAGGCCAAGAAGAACCGGUGCCUGUUCCAGAGCUGCACGCUGGCACCUCUCCGAAUGGUGGGCGACUGUUCCCACUGCCACGGCAAGUUCUGUGCCAAGCACCGUUUGCUCGAAGACCAUCUCUGCACAGGCUUGCAGUUUUGCAAAGAGAGUGCUCACGAAAGAAACGCCACAAAGCUCCAGAGCGAAAGCACCAUCGUUUCUCGCGUGUAA